UCUGUGGUCUUGGAUCUUCGUUUCAGUGAAUGUCUCCAGGUCGAAGAAGCUGUCGUCAGCUUCAUGCUCCAAUAGUGUCUUAUAUUUCCCCGUUUCCUUCAACCCUUGGUGCAGCUUUUCAUUUUAUAGACUUCCCCGGUAAACGCCUGCAUCAUUUCAACAGGUAGCCUCUCCUGGUUAGGCAUAAUUACCGGGAGUCACGGCAUUUUUCGAGCCGGUACGUACUUUGGACGAGGGGAACGGAGACACUUGUUCUGUGGAAGCCGGUAGAGGAACGGUAUACUGCCCCGAGGUACUCACUCAACCUUCCGUCAACAAUUACCAACCAGCGCCUGUACGGGACGGAGCCGACGAAACCAAGGCUGCUACUCAAGACGAGUUAUUGUACUCCUUAAAGUAAGACCCCUGACUCAGACCCACCAUGGCAGCCAUGGAUGUAGACAUGCCCAUGUCUCCUGAAGUCACACAGACAUCAGACAGCGACCCGUACAACACGCUGCGUAACUUCACCAUCGAGAAGAAGAUCGGGCGGGGACAGUUCAGCGUGGUGUACCGCGCACAGAACCUCGUCAACGGCAAGGACGUGGCUCUUAAGAAAGUACAGAUAUUUGAGAUGAUGGAUGCAAAAGCAAGACAAGACUGUAUCAAGGAGAUAGACCUGCUUAAGCAACUGAACCACCCUAACGUGAUCCAGUACUACGCCUCCUUCAUCGAGGACAAUGAGCUGAACAUAGUGCUGGAGCUGGCUGAUGCUGGGGACCUCUCACGCAUGAUCAAGCACUUUAAGAAACAGAAGCGGCUGAUCCCAGAGAGGACGAUCUGGAAGUACUUUGUACAGCUGUGCAGCGCGCUGGAACACAUGCACUCCCGCAGGGUCAUGCACAGAGACAUCAAGCCAGCAAACGUGUUCAUCACAGCAACAGGAGUGGUGAAACUGGGAGACUUGGGGCUGGGCAGGUUCUUCAGCUCUAAAACUACUGCUGCUCACUCACUAGUUGGUACUCCCUAUUACAUGUCACCUGAGAGGAUACACGAGAACGGAUACAACUUCAAGUCUGAUAUCUGGUCUCUUGGCUGUUUACUGUACGAGAUGGCAGCUCUGCAGAGCCCUUUCUACGGAGACAAGAUGAACCUGUACUCCCUGUGUAAGAAGAUUGAGCAGUGUGACUACCCUCCUCUCCCUUCUGAACACUACUCGGACGAGCUGCGGCACCUGGUGAACAUCUGCAUCAACCCUGACCCUGACAAGCGGCCUGACAUCAUGUACGUGCACGAGGUGGCGCGGACCAUGCACUCCGCUAACAUCCAGGCACAGCAGCAGCAGCAGCAGCAAUAAGCCUCAGGAUGUCUUACCUUCACACCUGGCUGCUGAUCAGAAAUCAUGGUACUAUUGCACUGGGCUCUGGUGAGAAAAAUUGAUGGAUGAUUAUAAUUAGCUUGAUGUUCAGUCCUUCUUGUGGUUUGGGCAGACUCUCUCCAGGCCUGUAGACAAUGCCAGACACACAGUUCAUCUUAGACAGACCGGUAGGUUUGCAUGACAAGAGUUAGCCCAGUUAGUGCAAACCUACUAGAAAGCCGGAGGCCCUAUUUACACUAAUAAAAAAUUGAUUGUCCCACAAUGCGUGCAUAAUGUAGGAUUGAUUUUUUGAGUGGGCAAACAGACCCGCCACGCCACAUGGCACCCCGCAGCAAUUUUUGUGUGGCGCAUCCAGGAUACGCCACACAUAAAUCAAUGGCGUGCAAAUCUAUGUUCUGGGACAAAUGAUUUUUUGCCCCUUGUAAACUUGGCCCUAAGUUGAACUGGACAGCUGGGAUGGUCUACAGGUCUGACAAGAGUCCUCUCAAAUCACAACAAAACCCAUACACCAGGCCAGAACAUAAUCAACUCCACAGUGUAGGUACAGAACUAGAAAAUCUGUGAAAGGUGGACAUAUUCUGGACGUACCGAGUAGACUACAGGCACCGUUUUUUCCAUAAACCUUAGAGGCCUACAUGUAGAAUAGGAUUGUCUAUAUUGAAAGAUUGCUGUGUAGCCUUUUAUAAAAACUUUGCUGAACCAAGGCUUUCUUGGCUGAUAGAUACAACUGCUUUUUUUAAAGAAAAAGGAAGAAAUUUCUCAUGUAGAGUGCCUCAGAAAAGCCUAGCAAAGUGCCUUCUCUAUUUUACACUGAAUGAAGCUUGAGCUAUCACAGGGGUUGAAUCUCAGCGAAUCUUUGUCUAACUUCUCUGCAUUUUCUCCAAGAACCCAUCAACAUUCUUUCAACAAUUUGAGCCACCAGUUUUUAAUGCACAUAGAGUGAGGUUGUAUACCUCUGUAGAAGUAGACCACUUUCAGUGUUGUAAUAGUUGAAACCACAUCAUGAUAGUAGAACAUGGUACUAUAUUCCCUCAAGUACUCAUGAAUGUCAGGACAAAACACAAAAAUGUUAGGAGUAAAAUCUUGUCUUUGCACAAGGGUGUCCUCAUCCUAUUUGUGAAGAAAAAUUGUAGAAAAAAAACCUCAGAAGCUACUUUGAAAAUAGGUACAUGUGUACAGCAUAAAGAGUUGGAUUUUUUAGGGUGAACCCAAGAGAGUUUUAAAAAUAGCUUGUUUCUUUGUACCUGGGAUCUUUUUGACUAAUGACAAAUUGCAUUGUAAAAUUCCAGUUUUACUGAUGACAGUUGAAGUAAAAAAAACUUCUCACAGAAUAUUGUCAUCUGAAAAACUUGAUAGGAAAGUCAUUCUAAAAAGAAAAAACUCAGGAUGAUGAAAAAGGAAACCUUCUCCAUUUGCAAGAUCACAAACAAGUCAUUUCUUGGUGUGAAUAAACGACCACAAUACUGACACACGAAGUUGCAGGCAUUACGUAACACAGCAAGGCUCCGCCCUCCAGGUGUUGCCAAAAAAAUAGAGUACCUCUGCACUUCUCUGAUUGGUCCAAUUGUAAGAUUGCUGCUAGAACAUUGAAUAGCGAUUGGCUAAUGGGGUCCAGUUAAAUGUAUUUGAAGCUCUUAGUGUUAUCAUAGCUUAUACUGGCCUCCAGUACUGUACAUAUAAUGAACACUAAAGGAAUAUUUUGAAAGAAGUCCUCGAUUUUAAAAGACUGUAAAUUUUCUGGUGAUCAAAGACUACAGAAAUGAGUGAAAUAUUAUAAUUGUAUGUAUAUCUUGAACUGAAACUCGAUAAUUUAAAUUUUCCUACCUGAAAUGUAACUGUUUAGAUAGAAAUUGUCUGUGCGUGUGCAAUUAUAAUUGAUACAGCAUGUAUAUGUUGUUUUUUAGUUUACCUAGGGUGUAUUGUUUUUUGAAGCACAUGUAUUGGUAGCUUUCAUAGUAAGCUUUUGUCUCCAGUAGAAUAUUUUAUGUGGAAGUUUAUUUUGCUUGUGUGAAUUUUACCAUCAUGAUAGAUAUUCAAAUCUGACUGUGUUUUAAAACAGAAUGUCGUGCUGGCAAGCUUUUCUUUCCAAUACUUUAUUUCCAAUGCUUUCUAUUUGUUUAUGUACUUCAGUCUGUGACUGCAAAAUUUUCUUAAACUGGCAACAAAUUCAACCUGUAUUUCUUGUCUUACUGUAUCUCGUCACAAUGUAAAAAUGUAACAUUGGUACAUACAUGUUGUAGGGGUACAUGUAUGUAACAAUGCCAGUAUAUGGUAGUGUUGGAAUGUUACUAAUUCCAAAGUAAAUAAUGAACCUACUGCUACUGUAUGUGACUUUUUAGAAAUUGUACAUGUUGUAUUUACACAAUGUCACUGUCAAUGCUUCAAGCAGAGGUAGGGUGUACAUGUACAAAUGUAUGUGUAUAACUUACUAAUGUAUCUUCCCACCUAUACAUUGUAAUUUUCGGCCAUGGAGGCUUUAUAAUGUAACAAUUCACUUUUAGUACACCCAUACAGUAUGUGUAUGGCAUUUGAGUGUUUUAUGUAAGAACAUUGUUGAGUAGACAAUUGCAAAACGUAAAUGUUGCAAGGAAUCAUUUGUAUCAAACAAAAUGGCAAGCGGAUGGUAGGUUUUACUUUCAUGUGUGAUGCCUUGUUUUUGUCAACCGUAGUGUCUUUUAGGAAGUAAAGUCAGAAGUUGUUUUUUUGGGACGUGAAACUGUUGAUGUAUUUGGUUCUGAUGUGUGUACAGCGCUUGGCAAUAUGUGUGUGAAGUACCCACCGGUGGAUACAAUAAAAGCUUGGAAAUGGA
Messenger RNA from Branchiostoma belcheri (Belcher's lancelet), 4166 nucleotides. RefSeq names its product serine/threonine-protein kinase Nek7-like. Gene Ontology annotation, biological process: protein phosphorylation. Lineage: Eukaryota; Metazoa; Chordata; Leptocardii; Amphioxiformes; Branchiostomatidae. Gene Ontology annotation, molecular function: protein kinase activity; ATP binding. The record is from RefSeq and is a predicted model, not a curated record. Bases 422 to 1336 code for a protein of 304 amino acids. The transcript has 9 exons.